Oncorhynchus tshawytscha (Chinook salmon) is the source of this 3389-nucleotide messenger RNA. RefSeq names its product piwi-like RNA-mediated gene silencing 1 (gene piwil1). Bases 283 to 2847 code for a protein of 854 amino acids. Gene Ontology annotation, molecular function: protein binding; piRNA binding. Lineage: Eukaryota; Metazoa; Chordata; Actinopteri; Salmoniformes; Salmonidae. The transcript is spliced from 21 exons. The record is from RefSeq and is a predicted model, not a curated record. Gene Ontology annotation, cellular component: P granule. Gene Ontology annotation, biological process: regulatory ncRNA-mediated gene silencing.
AGAUAUCUUUCUCUCCUCCGUUUUGAACAUAUGUAUAGUUAGAAUUUUUGGAUCCAUUUUUUUCUUAAAAACAAACACAUUUUAUCCAAUUAGUAAAAUAUGUAUUAAAAUAAGAUGUUUCGCGUUGAACUGUUGUUAAUUUCAUUCGCAAAUUUGACGAGCGUAGUAAUACUUUGAAGUGAGAAGACCUACACAUACUGCGUUCAAGCAAGACAAAAGUUUAAUCACUGGUGCUGAUUCGUUCUUUGACUAGGUUGAGUUUGUAAGUUUUAGAAACUGAAAAUGACUGGCCGUGCGCGAGCACGAUCAAGGGGCCGAGCGCGCGGUCAAGAGACCGCGGCACCUGGCGUGACACCCUUUCAGGAGACAGCACGAGAAGCUCCCCCCUCUGAGGGUGAGCUUGUGGGUCGAGGAAGACAGAGAACUGCCCCAGGGGCUGUGUCCUCCGAAGCCGUUAUUCAGAUAUCUGCAGGGUUUCAGCAGGUGAAGAUCGGAGAGAGAGGUGGACGGCGUCGUGACUUUCAUGAUGCAGGAAUCAACACCAGGCAGGCCAUGGAGCAUGUGAGAGAGUCCAAGUCUGGUUUCUCUGGCUCUCCCAUUGAGCUGAAAGCCAACUUCUUCAAGAUCCUGUCCCGCCCUCAGUGGGUGCUGUACCAGUACCAUGUGGACUUCAAGCCCGUCAUGGAGUCACGGCGCCUACGUUCUGCCCUCAUGUAUCAGCAUGAGGAGACACUAGGCAAAGCUCGCACCUUUGAUGGAGCCCUCCUCUUCCUGCCUCACAAACUGCACAACACGGAGACUGUGCUGUACAGUGAGACCAGAAUGGGUGAGAAAGUCCAGAUCACUGUCACUCUGACCAAUGAGCUGCCCCCCACUUCUCCAGUGUGCCUGCAGUUCUACAACAUCAUCUUCAGAAGAGUACUGAGGAUGCUGAACAUGCAGCAGAUUGGACGCCAUUACUACAACCCAACAGACCCACUCAAUAUCCCACAGCACAGGCUGACCAUCUGGCCCGGCUUUACUUCCACCAUCCUGCAGUACGAGUCCAGCAUCAUGCUGUGCACGGACGUGAGCCACAAGGUGCUGCGCAGUGAGACGGUGCUCAGCUUCAUGAUGGGCCUCAGGCAGCAGAGUGGAGAUCAGCGCUUCCCAGAGGCCUGCACCAAGGAGCUGGUGGGACUCAUCGUCCUCACCAAGUACAACAACAAAACCUACAGGAUUGAUGACAUUGCGUGGGACCAUACUCCCAACAACACAUUCAAGAGGGGAGACUCUGAGAUUUCUUUCAAAGACUACUACAAGGCACAAUAUGGUCUGGACAUCACCGACGGCAACCAGGUGCUUCUGAUCAGCCAUAUGAAGAAGAUUGGUCCUUCUGGAGGACCGCCCCAAGGGCCAGCCAUGCUUGUCCCAGAGUUCUGCUACCUCACAGGCCUGACUGACAAGAUGCGUGCUGACUUCAACAUCAUGAAAGACCUGUCCACCCACACCAGACUGACCCCAGAGCAGAGGGAGGGGCGGCUCAACCGCUUCGUUGGGAACAUCCACCAGAACACGGAGGCCCAGACAGAGCUGAAUACCUGGGGACUCAACUUUGACAACAAACUUCUGAGCCUCACAGGCAGGGUCCUCCCUGCGGAAAGGAUUGUGCAGGGAUCCAGAACGUAUGAGUACAACCCCUGGCAAGCAGACUGGUCCAAGGAAAUGAGAGGCAUCCCACUGAUCAGUUGCCGACCACUGGAGAACUGGUUAAUGUUCUUCACCCGCAGAAACAAUGAUGUGGCCCAGGCCCUCCUGCAGACCCUCAACAAGGUCUCCACACCCCUGGGCAUCCGCAUGCAGAGGGCCAUCAUGGUGGAGUACGAGGACCGUCAGGAGUCUCUGCUCAGGGCCCUGCAGCAGAAUGUUAAGAAAGAAACCCAGAUGGUGGUGGUGGUCCUGCCCAGCAACAGAAAGGACAAGUACGACAGUGUGAAGAAGUAUCUGUGUGUGGACUGCCCCACACCCAGCCAGUGUGUGGUGGCCCGCACCCUCGCCAAACAACAGGCCCUCAUGACCGUGGCCACCAAGAUCGCCCUGCAGAUUAACUGCAAGAUGGGAGGAGAGCUGUGGAGCGUGGAGAUCCCACUGAAGCAGCUGAUGAUUGUGGGUAUUGACUGCUACCACGACACGGCUGCUGGCAAGAGAUCAAUUGGAGCUCUGGUGGCCAGUCUUAACCAGGGCAUGUCCAGGUGGUUCUCAAAGUGUGUGCUGCAGAACCGUGGACAGGAGAUCAUGGACGGACUCAAGGUGGCGCUGCAAGGUGCCCUGAAGGCGUGGCUGAAGCACAACAACUGCCUGCCAUCACGUAUCAUUGUGUAUAGAGACGGAGUGGGAGACGGGAUGCUGCAGAGUGUGGUCAACUACGAGGUGCCACAGAUCAUGGAGUCCAUCAAGACCAUGGGACACGACUAUGCACCCAAACUAACCUUGGUGGUUGUGAAGAAGCGCAUCAGUUCCAGGUUCUUUGCCCGCAUCGAUGGCAAGCUGACCAACCCUCCCCCUGGAACAUGCAUCGAUACUGAGGUCACCCGCCCAGAAUGGUACGACUUCUUCAUUGUCAGCCAGGCCGUCCGCAUGGGGAGUGUCUCCCCAACCCACUACAAUGUGGUGUACGACAGCAGUGGACUGAAGCCUGACCACAUGCAGCGACUGACCUACAAACUUUGCCACAUGUACUAUAACUGGCAGGGAAUCAUCCGAGUGCCUGCACCCUGUCAAUAUGCCCACAAAUUGGCCUUCCUGGUGGGCCAGAGCAUCCACAGAGAGCCCAACAUGAACCUGGAUGACUUCCUUUACUACCUAUAAGAGAGCACAAGCUAACUAAAGAUCACAUUGGAGAACUUGGUUUCCUUGAAACUGUUUGAUUUUUGUUCAGGAAAUUGACUGAAUAUACUUAAGGGUAAAGUGGUUAGGAUAUUCCCCAAUUUACAGGAGAGUGAAACCAUUUUUAUUUUUUUAUACUUCAGCAAUUUGAUUAUCUUCUGUUUUAUGCUGUUUUAUUUGAAAAAAUAUUUGUAGAUGGUCAUUGCAAAGUGUUUUAUUUGUGUGACAUGGUAUGAGACUGUUUUGAGAAGUUUGCUACCUCAGCUUUUAUUUUGGCUGUACAGUGCAUUUGGAAAGUAUUCAGACCCCUUGACUUUCUCCACAUUGUUACGCUACAGCUAUUCUAAAAAUGGAUUAAAUUGCUGUUUUUCUCAACAAUUUACACGCAAUACCUAAUAAUGACCAAGCAAAAAUAUGUAAGUAUUCAGACUCUUUACGGAGUACUUUGUGGAAGCGCCUUUGGCAGCGAGUACAACCUCAAGACUUCUUGGGUAUGAAGUUACAAGCUUGGCACACCUGUAUUU